This is a messenger RNA of Arachis stenosperma, 2436 nucleotides long. RefSeq lists its product as uncharacterized. The transcript is spliced from 9 exons. Gene Ontology annotation, cellular component: cytosol. The record is from RefSeq and is a predicted model, not a curated record. Lineage: Eukaryota; Viridiplantae; Streptophyta; Magnoliopsida; Fabales; Fabaceae. Bases 12 to 2246 code for a protein of 744 amino acids. Gene Ontology annotation, molecular function: serine-type endopeptidase activity; oligopeptidase activity. Gene Ontology annotation, biological process: proteolysis.
UAUCCAACGAUAUGGGAUCGCUCCCGCUCCCACUCAACCAAUAUUCAUAUCCCAAUGCUCGCAGGGACAACUCAGUUGUUGACGAUUUUCACGGCAUUACCAUUCCUGACCCUUACAGAUGGCUUGAGAAUCCUGAUGCCCAAGAAGUGAAGGACUUCGUGCACAGCCAGCUUCAGCUAACGGAUUCUGUACUGGAGAGCUGCGCUGCACGUCCCAACCUCCGCCACAAACUCACCAACCUCUUCGACCAUCCUCGCUACACUGUACCUUUCAGGCGAUCGCACAACACCUAUUUCUACUUCCACAACUCUGGCCUUCAGCCACACAAUGUUCUCUACAUGCAGAAUGGCUUCCUCGCCGGGGCUCAACCGCACCUUCUGCUUGACCCCAAUGCACUCAGCCCAGAUGGAUCCGUCUCCCUCACUGCUGUAUCCGUAAGCCAACAUGCUGACUUCUUGGCUUAUGGCCUUAGUUCUAGCGGCACCGAUUGGGUCACUAUCAACAUAAUGCGUAUCCAAGACAAGCAUCUCCUCCCACAUACUUUAUCCUGGGUGAAAUUUUCUUCUAUUAGUUGGACGCAUGACACCAAAGGUUUCUUCUAUAGCCGCUAUCCAGCUCCCAAGGAGGGACAACUGGUAGAUGCUGGCACUGAGACAAACACUAACCUUUACCAUGAACUCUAUUAUCAUUUUCUGGGUACUGAUCAGUCACAAGAUAUUUUGUGCUGGAGAGAUCCCCAGAACCCUGAAUAUCGGUUUAGAGCAAGUGUUAGUGAUGAUGGCAGGUAUAUUAUCAUGUAUAUUGAACAAGGUUGCGACCCAGUGAAUAAACUUUACUACUGUGACAUGUCCGAACUUACGAAUGGGCUGCAAGGUUUUGGGAAUAAACAGGAAGAAGAAGAUCCUCAUGCUCAUGCUACUAUGCUCCCAUUUGUAAAGCUUGUUGACACGUUUGAUGCACAGUUUCACUACGUUGCCAAUGAUGACACUGUAUUCACAUUCUUAACAAACAAAAAUGCCCCCAAAUAUAAACUAGUCCGAGUGGAUUUGAAAGAACCUAUUAAUUCUUGGUUCGAUGUUAUCCACGAGUCAGAGAGGGAUGUUCUUGAAUCAGCAUGCGCUGUGAACGGCAACCAAGUAAUCGUAAGCUACUUGAGUGAUGUCAAGUACGUUGUGCAAGUAAGAGACUUGGAAACAGGUUGCUUGCAGCAUCUUUUACCAAUUGACAUUGGCACCGUUAAUGGAAUCUCUGCACGCCGUCAAGACAGUGUCUUUUUCUUUGGCUUCUCCAGCUUCCUGAGUCCUGGUAUCGUAUAUCGGUGCGACCUGGGAACACAAGCUCCUGUUAUCAAGAUAUUCCGCGAGAUUGUAGUUCCUGGUUUUGAUCGCUCUCAGUUUCAUGCCAAUCAGGUGUUUGUUGCUAGUAAAGAUGGUACCAAGAUUCCAAUGUUCAUUGUUGCAAGAAAGGACAUUAGUUUGGAUGGUUCACACCCCUGUUUGCUAUACGGGUAUGGUGGUUUUAACGUGAGUGUCACACCGUGUUUCAGUGUGAGCCGCAUUGUGCUUGCAAGACACUUGGGUUGUGUUUUGUGCAUAGCGAACAUUCGAGGUGGUGGGGAGUAUGGGGAGGAAUGGCACAAAGCAGGAUCCCUUGCAAAGAAGCAGAAUUGUUUCGAUGACUUCAUCUCUGCAGCCGAAUACCUUGUAUCCGUAGGGUAUACCCAGCCCGCAAAGUUGUGUAUUGAAGGCGGAAGCAACGGCGGACUUCUUGUUGCUGCUUGCAUAAAUCAGAGACCUGAUCUUUUUGGUUGUGCACUGGCUCAUGUUGGUGUUAUGGACAUGCUACGAUUCCACAAGUUUACCAUAGGUCAUGCUUGGACUUCAGAGUUUGGUUGUUCAGAAAAGGAGGAGGAGUUUCAUUGGCUAAUCAAAUACUCACCGUUGCACAAUGUACGAAGACCCUGGGAAGAGUUUGGUGGUGGGUCAAUCCAGUACCCAUCAACGAUGUUAUUGACGGCUGAUCAUGAUGAUCGCGUUGUGCCACUCCACUCAUUGAAGUUAUUGGCGACGAUGCAGUAUGUUCUGAGUACUAGUAUGAAGCAAAGUCCUCAAACAAACCCUAUAAUUGCUCGCAUCGAAUGCAAGGCCGGACAUGGAGCUGGGCGUUCCAUGCAGAAAAUAAUUGAGGAGGCUGCUGACAGGUACGGAUUUAUGGCUAAAGUGUUAGAAGCCCACUGGAUUGAAUAGGACAGCAGCGAGCGAGCCUACUUAGGCUAUUUCAUCAUCAUGUAUAUCCCAAUACUCGGGGUUUCACAUCUUGUUGUAUCUUAAAUAUAUGUAUGCAGUGUUCUGCUUUCUAAAUAACAUGUAUGUCAAUAAUUUUAAGAGAUACAUCUUGUAAUCUGAAUCAUUUAAAAAGAAAUCUUUGUUAUUAUUA